AAGGAUGCGGUUAUAACGUGACAGCAUCCAGCUGAACGCCAAAGCAGAGCAGCAGUGAACUUAUGAUCAGGCUGUGAUGCACACGGGUGACGCCGCGCUCCUGUAGUCGCAUAACCAAAGACUGGCGUGGGAUCGGUCCCUGCUGCGCCUCAGCUGGAAUAACGUCGGGAAAAUCCAGAAAUUUCAUUAGCGGGGUGUUUUUUUUUCUCUCUCUCUCUCUCUAAAGAAAAAAAAAAAGGAGGCGAGCUGUGUCGAGAAUAAUCCCUUUUGGGCAAACGUUUCCAAUCGGAAGAGGGUUUUUUUUCUGUACUUUGCAGGGAAGCCAGAGCAGAUUUAUCCCGAUAGAGAAUCACCACAGAGAGCCUGUAACAAGGAACCAUGGGAAAGCAGAACAGCAAGCUGACUCCCGAGGUGAUGGAGGAUCUGGUGAAGAGCACGGAGUUUAACGAACACGAGCUGAAGCAGUGGUACAAAGGCUUCCUGAAAGACUGCCCCACCGGCAGGCUGAACCUGGACGAGUUCCAGCAGCUGUAUGUCAAGUUCUUCCCGUAUGGCGAUGCAUCAAAAUUCGCACAGCACGCCUUCAGAACCUUUGACAAGAACGGAGACGGGACCAUCGAUUUCCGAGAGUUCAUCUGCGCCCUGUCCAUCACAUCCCGCGGCAGCUUCGAGCAGAAACUCAACUGGGCCUUCAACAUGUACGACCUGGAUGGUGACGGCAAAAUCACCAGAGUGGAGAUGCUGGAGAUAAUCGAGGCUAUCUACAAAAUGGUGGGCACCGUGAUCAUGAUGAAGAUGAACGAGGACGGUUUGACACCAGAGCAGCGGGUGGACAAGAUCUUCAGCAAAAUGGAUAAGAACAACGACGACCAGAUCUCGUUGGAGGAGUUCAAGGAGGCGGCGAAGAGCGACCCGUCCAUCGUGCUCCUGUUGCAGUGUGACAUGCAGAAGUGAGCCCGGCCCUCCCGCUCGCUCCUCCAACCCCGUCUGUGAUCCGCACACUCUGGACAGCAGCACAUGUUUUAAUGUCUCAUUAGGUUCUCUGCCAUUUCCACAGGAAAACAAACAAAAAAAAAACAAAACAAUGCUUGGACUAUUUUUCAAUGGACUCGCUUCUUGUGGUUGUAUGCAUGAGAAUGUCAAAUGCUGAAUAAUUUUGAAUAUAGCUCUAAGAUAUCAUUCAUUUCUAUUUCAGAACAUGCCAAUGUGAUUUGUGCACAGUAACCCCUACACAUUCUCAUCCAACCCCCCCACCCCCCUAGCUUGUAUAUCAGUGGAGCACUGCAUUAAAUUAUGUUCCUGCAGUAUUUAGGAUCCCCAGUGUUUGACUGCUGCAACUACUGUACGCUUUACAUAAUAGUAACAAAACAAUAAUUCCUAUGAUAAUUGUAACUGUCUCUACUAUCCAGACCUGUUGAGCUCUUGGAGAAUAGAGAGGCUCCUGUCUGUUCCGGAUGUUUUCACACGAUGGAACCAAGAAGAGUAGGUUCUUUGCAUGCAUAUAUUAUGUGUCGGAAAAAAAAAAAAAAAAAAUUAUAUAUAUAUAUAUAUAUAAUCUCUUACCUUUUUGCAUCUUUAGGUGGUUAUAAAAGAGAAAAAAAAAAAAGGAAAAAACCCUCCGGAAAAAUUCAUUUAGUAAUGUUGCAUGGGAUGUACAGUGUGUGACUCAUCAGACUCUCAUUAGUUCACCUCCAGUAAUGUGGGAGCAUGCUUCCCUCCAUUCGAUACACGUGUAUGUGUGACACUUCGAGUGCUUUUUCGAAAAGCUAUAUUUGGGCUGCGGUUUUGCGGGCUAAUCUCCGAGGAAGAGCUUUUUUUUUUUUUUUUUCCAACAUAAACAUAGUAUUGUGUUUCAAUUCAGUGACUUCUGGGAUGAGCAGGAAUAUAUUGACGGAGCAACAUUUCCUUUGAUGAAUUUUACUCUACUGCUGCCACUUAAUCUAGAGGGAAAAAAGGGCCCAAAUUACCGCUGCCACUUAUUAGGCACAGUACUCAUUCAUUAUGCCCCCCCGCCCGCACCCACGAGGAUCCACAAUUGGCUUCUCUUUCAGGCUGCUUAUUUGAUUUAGACCUAAAUAACUGAACUCAGUACAUAUCAACAUGUUUACAGAAGGAAGAGCACUGCAAAAAUGACGACAGUCUUGGCUUUUGACCUUGUUGCUGGGAGCUCACUCUCCAGGCCGGGGACCUUUCGAGAGGGGCUCCACUUCCAAUGCAGCAAUGUAAAAAAGAAAAAAAAAAGAAAAAAAAAAAACUAAAAGAAAGAAAGGGAAAAAGCCUCUUAUAUGUUUACUGGACACACUGCAUUCCUACGUAUAAAACUUUUUUGUAAGGAGAAACUUUUUAUUGAAAGGUCUCAUCUUCUAAUCUAGUCCGUUCGCAACAAUCAUUAAAGACGCAGGAACCCUCGAGAGAGGUGCUCGACAAAGCUUUUGAAAGAGGGUUUUUUUUUCUUUUUUCCCGUGUGAGGCGGCAGCUGGAUGAUGAGGAUGAUGAUGAUGAGGAUGAUGAUGAGGAUGAGUUGUUGUGCAAAUUUUCUUUCAACAGUUUUGCUUCCCCAUUUCUAGGCUAUGCAAGCAUGGACUGAGUGUCUGCUUGUAGUCCACUUACAGUAGUGGAGGUUGCAGAAGCUUUUCACUGUUCUGUCUAUAAACAACCCCCCCUCCCCCCACA
This is a messenger RNA of Acanthopagrus latus (yellowfin seabream), 2673 nucleotides long. RefSeq names its product visinin-like 1b (gene vsnl1b). Gene Ontology annotation, molecular function: calcium ion binding. Bases 379 to 954 code for a protein of 191 amino acids. Lineage: Eukaryota; Metazoa; Chordata; Actinopteri; Spariformes; Sparidae. The transcript has 4 exons. The record is from RefSeq and is a predicted model, not a curated record.